Macroventuria anomochaeta is the source of this 1361-nucleotide messenger RNA. RefSeq lists its product as uncharacterized. NCBI's taxonomy places the organism in Eukaryota, Fungi, Ascomycota, Dothideomycetes, Pleosporales, Didymellaceae. The transcript is spliced from 3 exons. The record is from RefSeq and is a predicted model, not a curated record. Bases 48 to 1361 code for a protein of 437 amino acids.
AGAAUGCAGGCUACACCUUCGCCUUCAGUCGUUCGCUGUCAACAAACAUGAAGUUUUCUACGGUUCUUUCUCUACUCAGCUAUGCAUUCGCCGCCGCAGCCAACCUGGUGCCAAGGCAGGGCAGAUGCUCCGAAGAUACUUGCUUUCGAGCCGUAUGGGGAACGAAUCUGGGUACAGAUCAUCCUCUUACUGCACAACGAGACUGCAUGAGUCGCCUUACAACAACUGUGGCAAUCUUCCCAAUUACCACCAUCACGGUUGUCGCCCGGGACACCAUAACUACAGUUAUCUCUUGCUCGACAACUUCUACCAGCAGCACUGCCUCCAGCCUAACUACCAGCGCCUCAUCCCUUCCGGGGUUCACCUUUCCGACUCCUACACCACCCUCGAUAGGGAGUGCGGCCGGUAGAGUCAAAGCUCGCCAGAACCAGGCUUUAUCCUCUAGUACGACAACCAUCGUUGGACCGAUUCCUACAUAUGUUGGCAAUGCUUGUUCCGAUUUGGACUCGCUCUAUGCCAGUACAUGCUCUUGCAAGGGAGUUACGCAAGCAUCUUGUAGCACGUCCUACACCAUCACGCUUUCGCACAGUUCUUCCACUACUGUAACUACUGUCACUAUCAGCUCGUCUACCGGCACUGGAACAGGUUCUGCCUCUUCCACAUCUUCUAGCUCGUCCUCUUCGAUCACGGAUACCUCGACAAUUUCGUCCACAUCUGUGUCAACGAACUAUACACCCUCCAACACCACCCUAAUCCCAUCAACGACUUUGAGCACAAGGUCCACUUCGUGGAACACGACAUCGACAAGCUCUACGACUUCCACAUCCCCCACGCCAAUUUGCAGCGGUCUCGGCUCCAUACUUUGCAACGGCACCUGCCAUGUCGCAACCAACGACAGGCUCAACUGUGGCCGCUGCGGCAAUGCGUGCGCGUCUGGACUAGACUGCAUUAACGGCGUAUGUGUCCGCCAGCCUUGUGACUCCACCUGCGACUUCGAUCGGCAUUGCAACUCGGGACCUAACCGCCCAUCGGGAGGCUGCAUCUGCGCUACCGACGCAUCUCAACAUGGCAUCUGCUUCGACAAAGACAGGUACCAAUGCGGCAAUGGAAAUCUUGUCCGAUGUCUUCAAACGGAGCUCUCUAGUGACCCCAGCAAACUUGGAUGCCCGCUUGGACACGUCUGCAUUAAGAGUAUCUGCGCAAGCAAUUGCAACAAUACGGGCGUUCCUGAAGCAGCGCAGCUGGGCAUUUGUGUUAGUACGGAGAGAUGUGGAGAUUCGGGCACGACGCAGCUGGGUCCAUUGCUGAAGAUCGGUGAACAAGAGAAGCGCAGGAGACUAAUUGGAGAGUUUAACUGGUAG